Messenger RNA from Phalacrocorax carbo (great cormorant), 2349 nucleotides. The record is from RefSeq and is a predicted model, not a curated record. NCBI's taxonomy places the organism in Eukaryota, Metazoa, Chordata, Aves, Suliformes, Phalacrocoracidae.
CGCAGGGCGGGGCGGGCGCCUCCCGCCCCCCGCCCCCGUCCCGCUGAGGAGAGAGGCGCUCCGCUCGUCUUUGCCGCCUUCUCCGGCCGGCAUGUUUGUUCCUUGCGACCGUGGCGGGGGCUCCGCCGGCUCCGACUUCAAAGGCUUCACUCUGCUCAUGCCAGCAGUGUCGGUGGGAAAUGUUGGUCAACUGGCAACAGAUCUGGUGAUUUCCACGCUUGACAUGACUAAAGUUGGUUACUUCUACACUGAUUGCCUGGUGCCAAUGGUGGGAAAUAAUCCCUAUGCAACAGCAGAAGAAAACUCAACGGAGCUGAGUAUAAAUGCUGAAGUGUAUUCACUCCCUUCGAAGAAACUUGUAGUUCUGCAGAUCAGGUCACCUUUUAUAAAGAACAAGUACAGGCCGUUCUGUCAAACACUGCUUUCUUGGGUGAAAAGCAGCAAAUGUGCCAGAGUUGUUCUCCUGUCCAGCAGCCAUGCAUACCAGCGCGAUGAUGAGCAACUUCUUGGGACCCCACUACGGUACCUACUUACACCUGAUCUUGAGAAAGCAGUGGGAGGCCUUAUGCAGGAGCUAAACUGGAAAGAAAUGGAAAAAGUAGCAGCUUACCCUGGAAUAAAUGAUACCGAAAAAGUUCUACAUAUUCCUGGAGGUGGCAUCACAAAACUAUUGUUUACCGAGAGCUGUUCAAAAGGAAUCCAAAUGGCAGUUCUUCUGAAAUUCUGCUCGGAAGGGGACAACAUCCCUGAUGCAUUUGCUCUUGUUAACUAUCUUAAUGAAUGGCUCCAGCUAAUUAAAAGCGAAAGCUCCACAGAUGCUUCUUCACAAUGGAAAAUACCAAGUUCUUGGCGCUUACUUUUUGGCAACGGUCUUCCACCUGCACUCUUCUGAUCGGUUUUGAAUUCUUCUGUGUUAUUGCUGUGGAAAAGCUUACGGUACACCUUCUUAAUGUAACUGAGGACUUGAGAUUGAUGUGCAGGCAUACGUUUUCUUGUGAAGAUAAAACCCUGCUCUUCCAUGUCAGCUGUGGAUCCGGGCUGCUUUUCAAAACCUUCCUGGUGAUGAAAGCAAAGCUCAGAAGUGACUAGUUCUGCCUGGGGAGACCACAAGCGGUGGAGCAGCCUGCUCUAUUGCUUCUGGUCUACUUCCGUUGUAUAAUUUCCAUUCUGCUUCCAAGGACUGCAGAGAUGCUAAAACUAAAGCUUCUUAGACUGGUUUGAGAAUGAAUACAGUGUUCUGAAAUAUAAAGGAAUUAAAGCAUUACUCUGAUGGCAGGCAGUCUGGUAUCUGUGUAUUUUAUAAGCUUAGUCUGAGACAGUAGUUGUGUGAUGCAUAAUUAAUUCAUGUGUUUAAUGUUUGUAACUGUACUUGUUGCAUUAUCAAGCUACAUGUUCAGUUUUCAUCUUUUGGAAGUGCCUGGUCACAUCAGCUUAUUGAAAAGUAAUCUUAAAUCAGAAUUUCUAAGUUACAGCUUAUGAAUGAAUAGAUAUGACAGAAUUACAGGCUAGGCUUUUAAAUAUUUAGUCUGCUAAAUAGAUUUUUUUCUUUUUUUGUGGUAUGUCACACCAAAAGUACAAAUGAUGAGGAAAGGAAGGGCAGCAGUCCUGGAGAGAUCUGCUAAAGGUGUAGGCAUAAGGUUCAGUGGCCAGCUUUGCUUGAAAACUUGUGCCUGUUGGUAAAGAAGAGCAGUUCAGUCUCAGUAUUCAGUGAACAUGACUGGUGGCCCAGAGGAUGCAAUAUUGUUCAUCUUUUGGGGUUUUUGAAAGUUUGUGAGGUGGGAAUCAUAGUGCGUGUCUGUCACAGGGGACUAAUAUUUGAAUGAAUAUCCAGUUACUGUUCUUUUUCCACAAAGAAAUAAGAAAUAUAAGUGUUUCCCAGUCUUAAGUCUGCUUUGCAGAAGCAGAUGAUGCAGGGCCAAAGUGAACCCUGGGGAAUGGGUAUGUGGAGCAAAUGCUUCAUAUAACUGUAUGUCCAAAUACCUUCAAAUAAUGACUUAAAAUGGAGACAGCCUCAAGUUCAGUAUUGUAUUUGAGUCAGUCACAAAUCUAGAUGUGUGUAGAACAACGUGAGCACAAACUGCCUGCUGCUGGCAUUAGGAGAACCGGAAAGGCUUCAUGAUUGCUUAAUUACAUCUGCAGCAUUUGGGGUUUUUUUAUUUAAAGGUUUGAAUUGUGUUAACACCAAUGCUUCUUAACACUAAAUACCAUGCUAGAAAUGUAAAGUAAUCCUUUGCUUGUAUUAAUAAGCCCUUACAGUAGUAAUGCACAAAGAUGCCACGUUGUAUGAAGAUGCCAUGUUUUAUGGUGUAAAAAAUGAGCUGUGAGUAGAUUUAAAGUGUUCAGGAAUGA